CGAGAAUCAUGGGAUCAGCCACAGCUUCAACCACCGGGGCCAAUCAUGGUGUCACUAACCAACUCUGCUCUUGGGUCCAUGGACUCACCCUCGCCGACAUUCCCCAAGAUAUCCAGACGCGGGCCAAAUAUCUUAUCCUCGAUGGCCUCGGGUGUGCCAUUGUCGGCGCUCACCUACCAUGGACUGAGAAUGCGACCAACACAGUCCUGACCAUGGAGUCUCCGGGGCACUGUCCGAUUUGGGGAUAUAACAAGAAAGUCGGUCCACUCCCGGCCGCCCUUCUUAACAGUACGCAGAUCCAGUCCUUCGAGCUCGACGACUGGCACUCGCUUGCCCCGUUGCAUUCCAAUGCGAUCAUCCUCCCUGCCCUCCUGGCCGCGGCGUCGCAGGCAAGAGCUGGCGGGAAAAGUACGACGGGGGCAUCAUUUCUACUGUCGACAAUCAUCGGAUACGAGACGGGCCCUCGCGUCGGAUUGUGUCUAUACGGUAGCGACAUGCUCUCUCGCGGGUGGCAUUCAGGUGUCGUGUUCGGUCAUGCUGCGGCUGCGACGUCUGUUGGGAAGUUACUCGAGUUAAGCUCCGACUCGUUGGAAGAUGCGGUUGGUAUCGCAUGCACGCAGGCGUGUGGGCUGAUGUCCGCGCAGUUUAGCAGUGACGCGAAGCGGAUGCAGCAUGGGUUCGCGUCGAGGAAUGGGCUGUUUGGAGCUCUCAUGGCGGCUGGUGGGUACAGUGGGAUUAAGCGCGUCUUCGAGGAGCCGUAUGGGGGAUUUCUUACCAUGUUCAGCCAGGGUUCAGAACAAGACCCGCCGUACUUGGAACAGGAGCUCGUCAAGGGACUGGGCGAAAUCUGGCAGUUGGAAUCGAUCCGAGUCAAGCCAUACGCGUCGAUGGCGGCAACGCACUGCUCAAUUGACACGGUCGCCGCUCUCCAGAAGGAGUAUCCGGAUAAGCUACGCGAUCGGGCCACGAUUACAAAGAUCGUGUUUGAGAUGUCCGAGCCGGCGUACAAACAUGGCGGAUGGAAGCCACAGCGGCCGCUGACGGCCACAGGGGCUCAGAUGAGCUGUGCUUAUGUUGCAGCCGUGCAGAUGGUGGACGGGCAAGUCUUACCGCAGCAGUUUAGGGCUGACCAGCUGGAUCGCGAUGUAAUCUGGGAGCUGGUUGAGAAAACAGAGUGUGUCCAAAAUGAUAUGUUCACCGAGAUAUUCUCACAGCGCGCGACAAUUGUAUUCCGUGAUGGCAGCGAGAUCUCCAAGACGCUCAAAGCGCCCAAGGGGGUUGAUCCCACCCUGUCAAAUGAGGAGAUAGUGGACAAGUAUCGUUCUCUCACAAAGGGAUUGAUUAGCGACGGGCGACAAAAGGCGAUUGAGGAUGCGGUGCUAGGGCUGGAAAAGCUGCAGGACAUUUCUCAGCUGGAGGCUUUGCUAGUCGACCUGACACUUUCUCCGUUUCGCUAGAUUGGCCUGUUUGUAGAGUAAUCAGAAAGGAUGGUCUGGACUGCAUAGUCCGCGCCACAAUUGACAAACAAGCAACUCAAGGCGAGCAACAUUAGUACGAUCAAUUUCUUCAGGGCUGAA
Messenger RNA from Aspergillus calidoustus, 1577 nucleotides. The record is from the annotation of a GenBank genome assembly. NCBI's taxonomy places the organism in Eukaryota, Fungi, Ascomycota, Eurotiomycetes, Eurotiales, Aspergillaceae.